Molecule: messenger RNA, 330 nt
Organism: Globicephala melas (long-finned pilot whale)
Lineage: Eukaryota; Metazoa; Chordata; Mammalia; Artiodactyla; Delphinidae
Source: RefSeq, a predicted model, not a curated record
AUGGCCCUUUCGGUGUUGGUCGUCUUGCUCCUGGCUGUGUUGUAUGAAGGCAUCAAGGUUGGCAAAGCCAGGCUGCUCCACCAGGCCCUGAUGAGCCUGUGCAUCUCCACCAGCCAGCAGCUCAUCGAAGAGACAGACCAGAGUUCUUCAAGCUCAGAGUCCCCUGCGGUCAGCAGAACCCACCUCAGGUGGUUCUUGUGUCCCUUCGGCCAGUCUCUACUUCAUGUUGCUCAGGUGGUCAUCGGCUACUUCAUGAUGCUGGCUAUUAUGUCCUACAACACCUGGAUUUUCUUUGGCGUGGUCCUGGCUCAGGUGUGGGCUACUACCUAG